Molecule: messenger RNA, 2042 nt
Organism: Solenopsis invicta (red fire ant)
Lineage: Eukaryota; Metazoa; Arthropoda; Insecta; Hymenoptera; Formicidae
Product: dnaJ homolog subfamily B member 13
Exons: 6
Coding region: 518-1711 (397 amino acids)
Cellular component (GO): cytosol
Molecular function (GO): protein-folding chaperone binding
Source: RefSeq, a predicted model, not a curated record
UAAUUCAGCAAAAUUGUCCCUUUCCGUGUACCUUUUGAGUUGUUAGGAGCUUUUAGGAUAUCUCACGCGAUAUUUCACGCUUUGCAUUAUUCAAUGCGCGUUUAGCCGUGCGCUCCGAGCAAUUGUCACGUCAUGAAAUGUUUAGGGGGCCUAAUGCGAUUUUAUGUACGCUUACCUUUUACGGUGAAAUUCGGGACACGUUCGCGAGUCUCCAUGGCGAUAAAAGAUCGUCUAUUAGACUCGCCGUCGGUGAACUGGUCGUCCUGCUGAUUUCGUGUAUUGUUAUCCGCUUUUAAGAAUGCACUUGAGCCCCUUGAUAAUGGAGAAACGUCGGCAAGCAAUGGCACCCUUCCGUUGUCGUCGGUUGUUGAAAACACGUAACGAUGGGCCGAUCGUCUUAUUGCCGAUCCCUUCUGUCACGAUCAACGAUGCUGGAGGAAAUAAAUGACACGCGCUGCAAUUAAAUGUCACUUUUCAAAAGAAAUUUGCAUUAUUCUUUGCGCCAUUGCUUUUCGGCAUGGUUUUUCAAGCUUCGAAGAGUGAUCUGAAUAUAAAUGCAUCGCCCGACAAAUGCGUCUGCACCCAACGUGGCGUAGAUUAUUAUAAAGUUUUGUCUUUAGGAUCGAAUUGUGGCGAUGCGGAAAUCAAGGAAGCAUACCGACGAUGCGCCGUACGAUACAACCCUGAGCGGCAAAAGAACGGAGGUGCCGAGGCGAUUUUCGCCUUAGCAGCUGAAGCGUACGACGUGCUCUCGGAUCCUCUUAGAAGGGCCGUAUAUGAUCAAUACGGUGAAGAGGGUCUUAAAAAUGGUGUGCCGAGACCAGAAGGAUUUGCGAAACCUUACGUCUAUCACGGCGAGCCGAUGCGGACUUUUAGGUGGAAGCAAGAGCCAUUGAGCUCUCACCGUUCAUUGACUUUGAUUAUUAGAGAAUUCUUUGCGACUGAAAAUCCGUACGACGAUCUCCUAAAUAUUCUAACGGAGCCUCAACCUCUACUUGAAUUUCCCGAGGGUCGGGGUAUAAAACGAAAGGAGGAACCCUUGAUUAAAACCCUGUUUCUAACUCUCUCGGAAGUAUUUUUCGGCGGGAUAAAAAAAAUGAAAAUUCAGAAGUUGGUCUUAGUCGGUGACGAUAAGUCGACGACGUUGUCGAUGGAGAAGAUCUUGACGAUACCCAUUAAGCCAGGAAUCCCAGCAGGUACCAGAAUAGUAUUUCCAGAAGAGGGUGAUCAAGGCCCCACGAAGAUACCGGCGGAUGUUAUCUUCGUCACGGAGGAUCGGCCUCACGAAACGUUCCGGCGAGAGGGCUCGGACUUGCACACGACGGUCGAUAUCUUUCUGAAGGAGGCGCUGACCGGAACGAUGAUCACGCUCAACACCAUCGACGACAGAACUCUUCGGAUUCCAAUAACGUCGAUCGUUACUCCAGAUUACGUCAAGCGCGUGCCGGGUGAGGGGAUGCCAAUUCCCGCUAAUCCGAAGCAAAAGGGCAAUCUAAUACUCAAGUUCAACAUCGAGUUUCCAGUUUAUUUGCCGUUGUCCAAUAAGCACUGUAUUAAGAAAGCCUUCGAAGUAUCUUGUUAUACGGGCGUUGAGAAUGCCGAGUACGUUCAUCGCCUCAUAUUGGCCAACAAGAUGCGCAGAAAUGUCGACGAUGACGUUCCACUCCGGCGUGGCGCGAACGAUCGAUUGAAAUUCAUAUGUGAAACGUGAUUUCGCAAAUAUCUGCGCGUUGCUUCGUAUGCAUAUAUUUACGUGAUAUCGCUCAUCGUACGUCUCCCGACAUCGUAAAUUUUCUGAGAAAUUAUGUAAGAACGCAAGCUGCUCGGAAACUAUCGCUUCUGUGUGCAAUCGAUUAUUUUAUCGAAUGUAAUUUGUAUAAAAAUUGAAUUAUUGUGCUUCGACAUUUGUACAUUCACAAUAAUUUAAUGUAAAAAUAUUCGAAUGCAAACGUAGACGAUGUUUACAAAAUAAUGCAUGAUUUGAAAAGGUAAUAAGUUAUUGUAUGUACAUUUGCACACUGUGAGAAAAACAAGUUGUUAAC